AAAGACAAAGACAAAGACAAAGACAAAGACAAAGACAAAGACAAAGACAAAGACAAAGACAAAGACAAAGACAAAGACAAAGACAAAGACAAAGACAAAGACAAAGACAAAGACAAAGACAAAGACAAAGACAAAGACAAAGACAAAGACAAAGACAAAGACAAAGACAAAGACAAAGACAAAGACAAAGACAAAGACAAAGACAAAGACAAAGACAAAGACAAAGACAAAGACAAAGACAAAGACAAAGACAAAGACAAAGACAAAGACAAAGACAAAGACAAAGACAAAGACAAAGACAAAGACAAAGACAAAGACAAAGACAAAGACAAAGACAAAGACAAAGACAAAGACAAAGACAAAGACAAAGACAAAGACAAAGACAAAGACAAAGACAAAGACAAAGACAAAGACAAAGACAAAGACAAAGACAAAGACAAAGACAAAGACAAAGACAAAGACAAAGACAAAGACAAAGACAAAGACAAAGACAAAGACAAAGACAAAGACAAAGACAAAGACAAAGACAAAGACAAAGACAAAGACAAAGACAAAGACAAAGACAAAGACAAAGACAAAGACAAAGACAAAGACAAAGACAAAGACAAAGACAAAGACAAAGACAAAGACAAAGACAAAGACAAAGACAAAGACAAAGACAAAGACAAAGACAAAGACAAAGACAAAGACAAAGACAAAGACAAAGACAAAGACAAAGACAAAGACAAAGACAAAGACAAAGACAAAGACAAAGACAAAGACAAAGAC
Molecule: messenger RNA, 768 nt
Organism: Toxorhynchites rutilus septentrionalis
Lineage: Eukaryota; Metazoa; Arthropoda; Insecta; Diptera; Culicidae
Product: serine-aspartate repeat-containing protein D-like
Exons: 1
Source: RefSeq, a predicted model, not a curated record